Closterium sp. Naga37s-1 is the source of this 2085-nucleotide messenger RNA. The record is from the annotation of a GenBank genome assembly. NCBI's taxonomy places the organism in Eukaryota, Viridiplantae, Streptophyta, Zygnematophyceae, Desmidiales, Closteriaceae.
AUGCUCCGUAACUUCGUGAAGCCUUCUCUCCUGAGUGGUGAUGUACUUAUGAACAUCCACCUUAUUCCCGUGCGCUGCUCUCGCAGAUCCGAUCCGAAUCUUCGACGUGUGAAGUUGUUGAUACGCGAGUCUGCGUCCACGUCCAGAACUCUCGUCUGUGCGACCACGGCGAUGAUCCUGCUUCUUCCUCUCCUCUUUUGGGCCUCCUCGUCAAACUCCGCGGACACGCUUCAAGAGCCCUCGAGCGCGACCAUGGUUACGUUUGCCCCCAACUCCGAGAACGAAGCGGAGGACGGGGUGUUGUCGGACGGUGGCGUGGACAAUGUGGGCGACAGCCUAUCGGAGACCGCCAGGAUCGGGCGGAUGCGACCAGCUCCAGAGGCGGAGGACGGGGAAGCGGCGGAGCAACGAGACGAGGGCGCAGGAGCGGAGCAGGAAGGCGGGGAGGAAGAGGGAGGUGCGGCGAAGGAGAACAGCGAAGGGAGGAGUUCCAGAAAUAACCGUGGCGGGCGCAAAGCAGGCCCUGCAGAACCAGAGGAGGGGGAGCAGGAGCAGGAACAGGCAGGGGAGGAGGGCAAGGGGAAGGAUGGGGAGGGCGAAGAGAAGGAGAAAGAGGAUGGCGGGCGCAAACCUAGCGCUCCGGAGGUGGUGGUGGUGGUGAGGGACGGGAAGGAGAACGUACCAGAGGAGAAGAAAGAGAACUAUAUGUCUCUCAUGGGCGACCUUGUCGGACAAGUGGCCGACAUUCUGCCGGAGGCGGAAAAGCGCGAGAACGCGCAGAUGGUAAAGCACGUGCGCGCGGCUCUGGAGCGCGCGGAGCCGCUGGUGGAGAAGUGGAAGGGCGACCGGACGUGGGCGGGCGAGGAGAAGGUGCUGGGGCUGAUCAAGCUGCUGGAGGCUCUGCGCGCGCGCGCGCAGGAGUGGAAGAGCACGCUGUCGACGCUGGACCGGCUGAAGAAGAAGGUGGAGUCGCUGACCAAGGAGCGCAACCAGCUCGACCUCGCCGCGGCUAAGGCGCUCCCCAAGGCUCUGCACUGCCUCAACCUGCGCCUUGCCGUGGCGUACGGCAAGGACGACGAGAUGAAGGAGCUGACGAAGGCGCGGGAGCAGAAGCAGGCGGACAAGUUCAAGGACCCGUCGCUGCACCACUACGCGCUCUUCUCCGAUAACGUGCUCGCCGUCUCUGUCGUUAUCAACUCCACCGUUCAGAACACCAAGGAACCGGAGAAGCACGUGUUCCACGUGGUGACGGACGAGAUGAACCUGCCGGCCAUGCGCACGUGGUUUGCGCUGCACCCGCCGGGCAAGAUGGCGCUGGAGAUCAAGGCCGUGGAGCACUUCACGUUCCUCAACGCCUCCUACUGCCCCGUGCUGCAGCAGCUGCAGGCCGCCGCGCUCAAGACGUACUACUUUUCGCAGCACGAGGAAGGCAAGGCCAAGACAGCAGUGAAGUUCAAGAACCCCAAGUACCUCUCCAUGCUCAACCACCUGCGCUUCUACCUCCCACAGAUGUACCCGACGCUCCACCGUGUGGUGUUCCUGGACGACGACAUAGUCGUGCAGUCGGACUUGUCGCCGCUCUUCUCGCUGCCGCUGCACGGCAAUGUGAACGGCGCGGUGUUCACGUGCCGCGAUGAGGACGAGUUCCACCGCCUGCACAAGUACCUCAACUUCUCGCACCCCUUUGUCAAGGAGCACUUUGAGCCCAAAGGGUGCGGGUGGGCGUAUGGCAUGAACGUCUUUGACCUCGAGGCGUGGCGCCGCCUCGACCUCACUGAGGUCUACCACAAGUACCAGCGCAUGAACGAGAACCGCACACUGUGGCAGUUGGGCACAUUGCCGCCCGGGCUGAUGACGUUCUACAACCUGACGGAGCCUCUGGACGCGCACUGGCACGUGCUGGGGCUGGGGUACAACAAGGAGGUGUCUGUAGAUGAUGCACAGGGCGCUGCUGUCGUGCACUACAAUGGCAACUGGAAACCUUGGUUGGACACGGCACUCAAGUCAUUCCGGCACUUCUGGACCAAAUACGUGGCAGCAGAUGAUGACAUUGUCUCACAAUGCAACAUCGACCUCAACAGCUGA